CUAAACCGUGCAUCGACCUGAUUGUAUAGCGGGCUACUAACCCUAUAUUAUCUAUACAAACCAGUAGCGACCUUCUUAAUAGCCAACUUCUUUGCCUAGUAUCGUCUGCCUUGUACGGGUUAAUUGAAUGCCAACGGUUGCUGGUCGAGUUGUUCCUGAACCUGUAACCAUGCCUAACCAAUCAUCAUCAGCCAUUGUGGUAGGUCCUUCUCGCCAAAUCACAGCACUGGCUCGUAAAGCUAUUUCUUUUCAAAAGCGUCAAAUGUUUACAAAUAUCUGCUGCAUCGGCCUGUGUCCAUUUUUAAUGGUAAUCAUUUCUGCAGGACUUGGUACUCUUAUCACUAGGCUUAUUUCAAGAAGCACAAGUGUAUCAGAAUUUUUGCGCUGCUCUAAUGUAUCUGCAAUGAGCUAUCCUGGAAUUCCAAACUGGAAUGCAACUGUGGGAUUGCCUUUGCUACCCAAAUCAGAUCUAUGGACAGGCGCCACUAUGGAUGAUAUUUAUCAAACCAACUACGAUGUUGUUAUCAACUUUGGUUUGGAUGGUCCGCCAGGUGCUGCAGUGGCUUCAUUUCAGCAUCCGUGCGUGUUUUGGUAUGGCGAAAACUAUCCCUUUUCUCCACUCUAUGAAAUGAACCCAGGCGCCAGUGGAAAUGCUGUUCGUGAUUCAACCUAUACAGCCGAGCCUCAAGGUGGAUGGUUCAUGGCCUUGUUGAAUGGCAUGUCCUCUGGUGUAGUCGAUGCUCGUAGUCUUCAGCGAUUUAUUGGUUUGCAACUCAGAUCUUGGGCAAUCUAUUCUGCUGAAAAUGCUGAUACACUUUCAAUGCUUGGAAGCAAGCCAAUGCAGAAUACGAUACCACUGCCUGCACUGCUAUCUGCACCCAGCACAAAUGCAUUUAUAUCCCCAAUCACAAACUCAUCUAUUGGUCUUUUGGGAACUAUUCCCACACGCUACUGGGGUGAUCUUGGUGGUAUUUCAAUAUCUAAUCCUGGAUCUAGUGCUUUGAAUGUUCAACCUGUUCCAUGGUUCAACUAUACCGGUGGCUCUGAUAAUGAUCUUGAUGUUUCCAUUUCUAAUGCUUUAAACGAAGUCAUUCUGGCUAUUUCUAAAGUUGAUAAAUCUGCCAUACAGAGAAAUAUCAAUUCAAACGUCAGUGCUACCAAUGAGUUGUUUUUGAAAAUUGGGAAAAUUCUCAACGAUCUUCCCCAUGGAGCUGUUUUCUUUAACAAGAUUGAUCAUGCCAACAAGCGGUACUCUUGGAAUAUGCACUACGGCACGGAUAUUCGACUGACUGCAACGUCCAACUUUCCUGUACCGGGUGUGCGUCUGAUACAGCAACAAACCCAACUUGACAAUGCUAUCCUGCGAAACUCCAAUGUUUCAGUUUAUGGAAAUGCUAGCAUCACUCAAGGAUUGCGUAUUUUGCCCUACGUUGCCAAUAAUAAGCUUAACCUUCCUUUUGGAGGUCUUAUUGGAGCCAUUUUAUACCCGUUUGGCGUUUCUUUUCUUUUACCGGUAUUUUGCGUAAUCCUUGUUCAAGAAAAGGAAUAUCGUGUUCUUGUCAUGAUGCAAAUGAAUGGCAUGAAAUCUAUUUGGUAUUACGUCAGUCAAUAUGGAAACAAUCAGGUUUCUCUUGCAUUUCUUUUCAGUACUUUUUUCAAUAGAAGCAGAUUUGCUUUAGCCAUUGUUGUCUGUCUUUUGUUCAAAGUGAUUGUGUUUUUGGCUGUCCUUCUUUCUGUUCUUAUUGCCUUGACUGUCGACAGUAUUUUUGUCAGUGGAAGUGCUCCACUUGCAUACUUUAUUUGGCCUCCGUUUGCUUUCUAUCGCGCACUUACGGUUUUGAAUAAAGCGUCGUAUGCUGGGAGUUUGCAGCCAUACAAGCUGUCUAUGAUCCGACCUGGCAACGAAGUUGGAAAUGCUAUUAUUUUCAUGGGUGUUGGUGUUUUCGUGUAUCUUACACUGGCAAUCUAUCUUGCUGCCGUUCUUCCGUCCGAGUUUGGUGUUCGUAGACCAUGGCAUUUCCCUGUCACGGAUACUAUUCGCAAAAUUAAAGCAGCAAGGUUUGCUAAAGAUAGUGACGGAAUCCAUACCGCCGAGGCCGAGCUUGCACUGUCUAUUCAGGUCGAUGAGUCUGAAACUCAGUAUGAGGAUGAAGAUGUCAAGGCUGAGCGCAAUCGUAUUCUAUCGCGAAAUUUUGAUGCCACAUCUCCUUUAAUCCUAUCACACAUGCGAAAAGUAUAUAGUGGGAGGGGUGGUGCGGGCCCCAAACUUGCCGUCAAGGAUGUCACAUUUGCAGUCGAAGAGGGGAUUGUAUUUGGAUUACUUGGACCUAACGGUGCUGGUAAAACGACUCUGAUUAGUAUUUUAACUGGGCUAUACCAAUCUUCCAGUGGUGAAGCUACACUUGCUGGAUACAAUAUCAAAACCGAUACAGCCGAAGUAUAUAAAAAUAUUGGUAUUUGCCCGCAGUUUGAUAUUCUCUGGGAAGAAUUGACUGUAAGCGAGCAUCUCUUUUUUUACGCUCGACUCAAGGGUGUAACGGCUGAUUGCGAAAAAGUCGCAGUGCAAAAUGCCAUCAACGAUGUUGCUCUUUCUGGAUUUGAACAUCGCAUUUCCAAAGGACUGUCAGGCGGUGAAAAGCGUCGAUUGAGUAUUGCCAUUGCUCUUAUUGGCAAUCCGAAAGUUGUUUUUUUCGAUGAACCUACGACUGGUCUCGAUCCCGAAGUGCGUCGUCUUAUCUGGGGGAUUGUCAAUACAGCCAAAAUAGGCAAAACCAUUGUGCUGACUACACAUUCAAUGGAGGAGGCAGAAGCACUAUGCCAGCGUAUUGGUAUAAUGGCUAAGGGAACAUUGCGUUGUUUGGCUAACCCGAUCCGUUUGAAGCAAGUGUAUGGUGCAGGAUUUAAACUUUAUUUUAAUACUCUUGAAGCGGACAUGCCGCGUGCCAUUCAAUAUAUAGAAUCUAUUUUGCCUAAAGGUUUCAAAGUGAUUGAUGUUUUUGCCACCAAUGCAUCGUACGAGUUUCCAGGUGUUCCAGGUAUUCUGCCUCAACUAUUUCGUGGUAUUGAGCAAUCCAAGGACUCUGUGGGUAUUUUAGAUUGGGGUAUUGGCCAAACGACACUUGAAGAAGUUUUUAUUCGCUUGAUUAGUGAAAGCGAUGCUUCUGCCGAGUAUUGA
This is a messenger RNA of Batrachochytrium dendrobatidis JAM81, 3175 nucleotides long. RefSeq lists its product as uncharacterized. Lineage: Eukaryota; Fungi; Chytridiomycota; Chytridiomycetes; Rhizophydiales. Gene Ontology annotation, biological process: transmembrane transport; lipid transport. The record is from RefSeq and is a predicted model, not a curated record. Bases 128 to 3175 code for a protein of 1015 amino acids. Gene Ontology annotation, molecular function: ATP hydrolysis activity; lipid carrier activity; ABC-type transporter activity. Gene Ontology annotation, cellular component: intracellular membrane-bounded organelle; membrane. The transcript has 12 exons.